CCCUCAAUGGCUGCCAUAGACUCAACAGCCACUCAGGCUCCGACCAAGCCGGCCGUCCCCGUCGUCACCUCGUUUCCCUUCAACCCCCUAACAACAACCUUUACCCGUCCGGCGGAUUGCAACGGCAUCUUUGCGUCUAACUUCCUCUCUGGCAUUGACUUCUCAACCUCCUGCCUCCCGAAAGGCUUCCACACCGACGAGACGUCGUACUUCUCGCCCGGUCUGGUCUGUCCCACGGGAUACUACUCCGCCUGCCACGACAACAUUGGCGCGAAGAGCAUUACGACAGUAACAUGCUGCCCGACGUUUGGCACCGAUCUUUCGCUUUCCUGUGUUACAGCCAGCACGCUGCAUAGUGUCUGGUCAACGCUGUUUUGUACAUGGAUUGCAGGCGAUGUCACUUCACUCCCCAUGACGGUGAGCAACAAUGGCAUCACGAGCACGGUGACCAAAUCAUUCUCUGGCCGUGAGGGUUUGAACGCCUUUGGCAUUCGAAUGGUCUACCAAAAGACAGACACCGAGACGACAACCAUGGCAACAACAGCGAGGAAAACACCAACAACGGGGACAAGAUCUAGCGGGCCAGCAAAGUCCACUGGCCCGGAUUCCAGUGACUCAUCAUCUGGCUUGUCG
Messenger RNA from Trichoderma virens Gv29-8, 633 nucleotides. RefSeq lists its product as uncharacterized. The record is from RefSeq and is a predicted model, not a curated record. The annotation marks the transcript as partial. Lineage: Eukaryota; Fungi; Ascomycota; Sordariomycetes; Hypocreales; Hypocreaceae. The transcript has a single exon.